AAAGCUUCACAAUCACACUUGUUCUUAUUUUCUUAAUGACUUCAAAUUCUUUAAUAUAUCAUGCAUGGUGUGAUUUCUAAUUAGAAAGCUCCACCCCCCUGAUUUUCCUUUACACUAGGAAAUCGAUCAAUUGUUGUAACCCUCAAGUCAGUGUUUCUUGUGAAUAAGCUUGCUCAUAUAAAGCAUCAAAACCUGAAUUGAAGAAAACUUUUUUCUCUCCAUGCAAAAGGAUAAGGAAGUUGUUAGCAAAGAGGGUAAGAGUAUUGAAAUGGAAGGGACUCAUGAGAAGGAGGAAACCCUACCACCCGGGUUUAGGUUUCAUCCAACCGAUGAAGAACUCAUCUCUUACUAUCUUAUAAACAAGAUUUCAGAUUCUGAUUUCACAGGCAAAGCAAUAGCUGAUGUAGAUCUCAACAAAUGUGAGCCAUGGGAGCUUCCGGGGAAGGCGAAGAUGGGGCAAAAGGAAUGGUACUUCUUCAGUCUAAGAGAUCGUAAAUACCCAACGGGUGUGAGAACCAACCGAGCAACGAACACGGGGUACUGGAAAACCACAGGGAAAGACAAGGAGAUCCUAAACAGUGUUACAUCGGAGUUUGUUGGUAUGAAGAAGACUUUGGUUUUCUACAAAGGAAGGGCUCCAAGAGGAGAGAAAACCAACUGGGUCAUGCAUGAAUACCGCAUUCAUUCUAAAUCCACCUUCAAAAUCAACAAGCAGGAAGAAUGGGUGGUUUGCCGCGUAUUCCGCAAGAGUGGUGGUGCAAAAAAGUUUCCCUCUUCCACCCACACCAGAGCAGUGAUGAAUCCCUAUAAUCUCGAAGUUGGUCCUAGCAUCAUGCCACCACCAAUGAUGCACCUGCCAGACCCCACUUCCCAUUUCCUCUACGGAAGAAACUACAUGUUGAGCAAUGCAGAGGUAGCUGAAGUGACAAGGCUCUUAAGAAACGGUGCUGGAUCCACCACUGUGAUGAACCUACCAAUGAUGCAGCAGCACCACCAUUUGAACAACCCAGUAGCUGCAGCAGGAGGAGGAUUCACCAUUUCUGGCCUUAACUUGAAUCUGGGUGGAGGCACAGUUGCUGCCACCACACAAACACAACACCUUUUGAGGCCAAUGAUGCUGCCACCACAGCCUUCUCCUGCUCACACUAUGGUCCAUGGGCAUGAUCACUUCAGUUCCAACAUGGUCACUCCCAAUGCUCUUGCUCCUGAAAAUGUAGCCUAUGGUGGUGCAGAUAUGAACACUGCAAAUUCCCAAGGCAAUAGGUACAUGGACAUGGACCAUUGUGUGGAUCUAGACAACUACUGGCCUUCCUACUAAAUAAACUUUCCCAUGAACAUUUCCGAGAAGAAAAGAUAAGAAAAAAAAAAUGAAAUAAGUUUUUUCUUUUUCUAAACUAAAAUGAACUUAUGCAUAAUUUAAUUUAUAGAAGCUCUCUUGUAAUAACUUUUCUGAAAAAUAUAUUUUAUUUUUAUAUAAAUUAGUUUUAGAUUAUGAAAAUUUUAAUUUCUAUCUUUCUUCCUAUGAGUCUAUUGAAAUAAACUUCUAUAGAAUCACUUUUAUGAGAAAGAAAGAAGAAAAAUUGAAACAAAUUUUUUCAUUAGCUGAAACUAACUUAUAUAUAAAUUAAAAUAAGAUUUUUGAGAAGUUCAUAGAAAGAAACUUCUGCAAAUUAAGUUAUGGACAAAUUUAUUUCAUUUUUUUUCUUGUUUUUCUCUCCUAUAAGUGUUUCUAAAAAGAAAUCCAAAUAUGCCUUAUUUUCUUUUUUGGAGUGCUUCUAAUGACUGGGUCAGUACCGAAACUAUCAGCUACCAUAAAUGUUAUAUAUGUUUUUUCAAGUGUUUUUAUAUAGGUCUAAAGCAGGUAAGUAGUCUGCAAUCCAAGACUUGUGCCAUCUUUGCCGAGAAACAUUUUUUCAUGUUCUUAAUGUGUAUCAGUUGCUCUCUUGGUUGUUAAUAAUUUAUAUUUAGACAUUAUGAUUAUGAUUUUA
Molecule: messenger RNA, 1988 nt
Organism: Cajanus cajan (pigeon pea)
Lineage: Eukaryota; Viridiplantae; Streptophyta; Magnoliopsida; Fabales; Fabaceae
Source: RefSeq, a predicted model, not a curated record